This is a messenger RNA of Moneuplotes crassus, 3314 nucleotides long. Lineage: Eukaryota; Ciliophora; Spirotrichea; Euplotida; Euplotidae. The record is from the annotation of a GenBank genome assembly.
GAGCUCUGAAAAUGUCAGUGACCAACAAUUCCAAAAUAGCUCGAUGAACGCGUUUGGAGGACAGUUUGCUCUCCGGACUUCCAAAGCUAAACAAAAAUCCAAAUACAACAGGCUUAAUAAAACAGGGUUGACUUGGCCCUGGCACAAAUUUCAGAUAAUCUCAUACAUUUUCUACAUCUUAAACAUUGUAUUAUUUUAUACAGUUGUGAUCCCUUCAUUUGAUAGUGAAAUAAAGAUUACAUUUGGAGUGAUAUACUUUUUACUGGUAGCCCUGACUUGCAUCAUGAGCAUCCUGGCAACUGUGACUAACCCUACAGAUCCUACCGUGCUUAAAGAAAUCCAUUUGCAGCUGAAUAAUCAGAGUUUGAUCCCUGAAAAUGACCAUAACUUCUGAUAUUUCUGCGAAGCACACUGUUCGUUUCACAGCAAGCAUUGUUCGCAAUGAAACAGAUGAAUUUAUAAAUUCGACCAUCACUGAGUCUGGCUUAACAAUUGCAUUGGAGAAAGAAACUACAAGUGGUUCUUCCUAGCAAUAAUCUUACUGUCACUCCAGAUGGGCGUGCAGAGUCUGAUAAAUAUCCUAUCCCUGAUCACGUACAGCAUGAAUAAAGAAAACUACCUUAUUCAGCCAUCAGAGAUCAUGCUUGCUUUGCAGUGAAUUUUAUUAAUUUUUGGGAUAAUUUGAGGAAGCUUAACUAGCCAAUUAUCCAUUUUCCACAUCUGGCUCUGCUACAACAAUCUAUCAACGUUUGAGCUCAUAAAACUCCACAGAGAGUUUGAUGAGGAAGAUGCCAAAAAUGACGCAGAGCAGGGCAAAAAGACAGGUGGAACCACUCAGCAACAAAUCGGAUCAGCUUUCACACCUAAUGUGGAAGAACUAGCCCAUAACAACCAUAAAAGCUCGAUAAAUAAAUAACAUCAUCAGCGAUGAGCACCCAAGAGAUCAGAUUGAGAGGUCUUCUCACAAAAAUCUCAAACGCAAAGGGCUCAAUAUGUCAAGUGACCACUUCAUGAACAUAAAUUCUCUCAAAUAGCAACGGAUCUAAAGACCAAAUUAUUCAAAAUAAAUCAAAGCCGGUACCUAAACUUACAAAAUGCGACAAAUUCAUGAAGGAAAAUUUUAUUUGAUGAUGCUUUUGAUUCAUCCAAAAAGGAUUCCUUAAGAAACGCAACUAUAAUGCCAUUAAGCAAGAUGAAAAGUCACAAAAGAAGGAGCACUUUGAACCAAAGCGGCCUCAAGACUUCUCUGAUUUGGUAGCGAACAAUAUUAAGGAGAAUAGUGAUAACCCAGAUAGUAAUGAGAACAGUGGAUUAUUCCAUCUUCAUGGCCUUAGUAAUCUCCGUAAUUUUGAGAAUAUUGAAGAAGCUAAUGAAGAAAGCUCAAGUACCCCUUCGAAUAAAUAGCAACAAACGACAAGCGCAUACUAGUCUAAUGGAGAAAUUCAGAGAUCCAAAGUCCUCGGCUAGCUCAGAAGAUUUCAAGAGCGAGGUUGUCCAAAUUCCUAAAAUAAUCCGUGACCCGAACGACAAGAUUAUUCAGCAAGUUAUAGAUACUAAGUUUCUUAGUAAUACAGAUGGGAUGAGUCAUAUUAACCACGACUCUGAACUGAUUGACCAAAAUUUUAACAACUCCCAUGCUAUUAUCAGAAGAGAAGCAGAAAUCAGAGUAAUUCGUUCUGAUGUAAGUGGAGAUACCUCAAACCGUCAUCUAAAUAACAGCACUUUUUCUCCAAAGCCACCUCUGAUCGGUAAGAGUACUCGGUCAAGGAACCUUCAGAAUACGAUAAAGGCAUCCCUUGGCUCUAAUGACUCUCGAAAAAUGAACAUUAAUAAAAAUUUUGGUGAAAUGAAAUCGACAGUUGAUAAAACUAUCAACCAAACUAUGAUCAAAAGGAAAUCUAAAGGAAAACUUAACACAAUAGAGCAGAGCACUAUGGAGAAGGGACCUGAACAUGAGGAGCUUUCUGAUUUUGAAACAUUUAGAAACCUCGACUCUUCAGAUGUCGGAAGUGCUUUCAAAACUGGUGGUCUGAACAAAAGGCUUUCAAAACCACAUCAUAAUUGACAAGAAGAAAGCAAAUUUCAAGAAGAGUCUAAAAUCGACCAAAUCCCAAAGGCAAAAAUUAUGGGGUUCUUUGAAACUAACCAGAGCAUGAGCAGGAACAACGGGCUAAAAAAUGUCAGAUCGGAUUCGGUAAAACUAGAGUCCAAAGCAGAGUCUUCCUUUGCUCAUACUAUAAUACAGCCGAUCUUAGAGAACGAAGGUGAGGCUUCGUACUCGCCUGAAUUUGAGUAUGUUAAGACUCAGAAAAAUAAGAGUGAGAGCACAGAGCCUAAUAUACUCCAAUUUACUGAUACACAGCAAUCAAAGCAAGUCCGAACAGCUGGUGAAGAAAGCCUAAACAUCUCUGAUGCCCGGAGAAUCACCACUAAAGUAAAGAAAAAGCAUAAAUUAAGGGAGAAUUUCCUCAAAAGCACUGAAAGAAGAGAUGAUAGCUUGAGUCCAAAGUCUAGAGACCUGUACCAAACCCCUUUCCAAUUAAAUGAGAUGGAUUUCCGUCAGGAUGCUUCCAAAAAGAAGGAAACUGAGGAUGGAGAUAAGAUCUCAGAUGUUGCUAAGACUUUCCGAAAUCUACGAAACCAGCUUAUGAACCAGAACAGGAGCAGGGCUAAGCUAGACCUGAAUAAAAUAAAAUCUCAAAAGACAGAAUCUGACGCUAAACUACAAAACCCUCUUGCUAAAUCUCGCAAUGUGGCUAAUACCAAAAUAAACAGUCAAGAGCUUAGGUCUUCAAUAAAAACUACAAAAGUAUUCACUAAAAAAAAUCGGAAACGUUCGUUACCUGAAGAUGAUGAAGUGAACUCCGCCACAACACUCUAUGUAGAGGCAGUUUCUAACAACAUGGCGAGGACAAAUGGAACUGAGGAGGAGGAAAAGAGGCCUAAAAAUAGUAAAUUCCAAAACCUCUCCCAAAGGAGUGAGGCUGUGUCUAAUGAUUCCUUAACCCUGGACAAGGAUUCAUCAAGGUCUGCCCUCACACGGCCCAAGCGGAAGACAAAUAAGAAGUCCAGAAAGUUGAAGAAAGCCAAGAAGAGAGUAGAGAAAGCUCCACGUCCUGACUACAUUUUCUGUGAGAAUGACGAGGUCCUAAACCAGGAGGAGGAUUUCUCCUUACUCACAGAUAGCAAGGUUCAGGAUCCAAAGAACAUGUAUUCCUACUUCAGACACAACCUUAGUAAAGUAGAAGAGGAGGAAGCAGAUGAAACACUUUUUGAAAUUCACAAUUAAAUUUAUUUUCUCAAUUUAAACUAAA